Trichoderma asperellum CBS 433.97 is the source of this 1035-nucleotide messenger RNA. RefSeq lists its product as uncharacterized. NCBI's taxonomy places the organism in Eukaryota, Fungi, Ascomycota, Sordariomycetes, Hypocreales, Hypocreaceae. The record is from RefSeq and is a predicted model, not a curated record.
CCCGUCUCAACACCUGUUCUUUUUUGGUCCUCUUGGAGAAACCGUCCGCGAUACGUUUCUUUUUUUUUUUGCGUGUGCUCAGCCAUGACUCGGGUCUACGUCUACACAGCUGGCCUGGUGGCCUUUGUCGCCGCUACGGCCAUGAUUGUCGCCUCCAUCACAGAGCCCCAUUGGGUUUCGUACUCGGUCACCACGACCUCGGGCGAGACGCUCGAGAAGCACAUCGGCCUGCACAAGAGCUGCUCCAGCCUCGAUGAUCCGCACUGUCGCGAUUUCCCGUCCAAAGAGCUCUGCCAAUAUGGCGAGCGAUAUUUCUGCUCCAUGUGGCGCACCGUCGGCUUCAUGGCUUCGUUUACCAUCAUCCUGUGUCUCGCCAGUUUGAUAGCAUUUGCGCUCGUCAUGGGCGGCGGAAAGUACAGGCGCGAGACGGGCUGGCCUUUUGUCUCUGCCCUUCUGACGCUGGUCUCUGUGGUCGAGUUCAUCAUCAUCUCUAUAGUGGCGUACUUGUACGACCAUGACGAUCAGUUUACCGUUCCAGGAUGGAAUCUUGAUGUUUCGUGGUAUCUCGGCACCGUUAGUGCCGGCAUCUCCUUGGUCAUCGCGGCUGGUCUGGCGGCAUCUGCCUACUUGCUUCCACCUGAAGAGGGCUACGAAUUCCUCGAUGACCCGCUGAAUGCUUGAUCGAUUCUUUUCGCAAGAUGCUUGAAAGCGAUGCAAAGGCUGCGCUUCAAUGCAGUUUUGGUUGUUUCCAUCAGGCGUGUUUGAUACUUCUUAUGACUUUCAAUUCUCUCACUUUCUUCUCUCAUUGUUGGAACUGCACAUUUUGAUAUAUAGCUUGGCGUUUUGGGAGUUUGUACACAUUGGUCAGUGUAUACAUAAACGAAUUUUUUUUAUAUAUCUUGACGCAAAUGGCACUAUUCAUAUGUCGAGUUAUCGACGUUCCUCAGGCUUGCAGUACGCGAUGUGCGGCCAUAUCAUACUUAAUCUUUCAUAUAUAUACGAUUGAAUAAUGAAACCACCAAGCUUCGAUGCUUA